AUGAAUAGGAUUCCUACCAAAGUCAUGGAACCCAAAUCAUUUUCAGAAGCUGGCAGAAUCAGUGUGACAGUUGAAAUAUCAGCAAUGAAAGGGCAGAAUGAAAUCACUUUGGCCAAUAUACCAUUAUCUAUGACCAUUGGCGACUUGAAAAAGAAGCUGCACAUCGAACCAAAUUCACGUUUAGGACGACCUCAUGAAUCUGAAAAUUGGGAUAAUCAACGUCAGCUUUCGGAUUAUUUUGUUAGAGAUCAUGAACAAUUGGUUUGCGUUUUGCAAUGUACAAAAGAAGAAGAUUAA
This is a messenger RNA of Rotaria socialis, 297 nucleotides long. The record is from the annotation of a GenBank genome assembly. NCBI's taxonomy places the organism in Eukaryota, Metazoa, Rotifera, Eurotatoria, Philodinida, Philodinidae.